Molecule: messenger RNA, 1347 nt
Organism: Mesorhabditis spiculigera
Lineage: Eukaryota; Metazoa; Nematoda; Chromadorea; Rhabditida; Rhabditidae
Source: the annotation of a GenBank genome assembly
AUGAGCAUCUCCUGGCUAAUUCGAGUGACAUUGAUCUUCGGGUCGAUCGGGUGCGGGAUCGCGAGUUUCACCGCCCAGUGCUUCACCACUCGCUUCAACCAGGCAAUUUCGAAUGCAGACCCGGUUGCUGAACUUUUUGAGCUGAAACUUCAGGACUGCCUAAACUACUGUAUUCUGAAUGCUGCAAAAGCGGGGGACGGAUGCGCCUCGGUCGUCUAUCACAAAGAGUACAACACCUGUCAGAUUUACGGCCAAGAUGGGACGAUGGGAGGUUCACAAAUCGUCGCAGCUCAAAAUCACGACUAUUACAACAGGACAAGCUUUAUUGGGGCGUGCCAGGAUCGAGUGGUUCCAAGACGCGGCUAUCAGCAGCGUCCUCGACAGUACAGCGUACGGACGGUAAAUGAACCUUUCCCCGGCCCACCAAGCGUACUCGUCAGUUCAAAAGACUCCUCCGAACAGUCCAAAGAGGAAAGUGUCGUGGUUGAAAGUAUCGAUCGUCAACUUCCAGUUGUGGAUUCCGAAGCAGCCGAAGCCGUCGAAGCGCUACGUCUGAAGCAUUUGGCCGAUAUUUUGGAUGCGGAUGAGGAGACUCCUGCAGAGGCUACAGCAACUUUCUACAAUCCAGUGAUGACUAACGUUUGCACAAAGCGAGAGGUUGUUUCCUAUUUUGUGCUCUUCGGGCGAUCGCUGUCUGCUAAAGUGCGACCCGCCAAGCUUCGCGGGGUCGACCAGAGCAGUUGUAUUAUGUACUGCUCACAGAAUAUUAACGCUACCGGUUCAAAAUCCCCUUGCUACGCCGCGAAUUACGACCCCGCUAGAGAAGAAUUGGCUGAAGACCCGAACAUCAUUUUUGCGGAUAAAUUCUGUAUGCAAACCCAAAAAGAUUGCUCAGCCGAUUCACCCUACGUCGUCUACCUUCACAAGCAGAUGACGAAGAAGAUUAUUUCGCACUAUCCCGAUGUUCAUUCUAUCGUUGCUUGCAUGGCGUUAUGUAUUGACCAUGGGCAUUGUAAGGCAGUCACGUAUAAAGAAGGCGGUCUCUGCAUCCUGCACGCCGGCUCGCCAGCCCUUGACCCGAAGCUUAUCGUCGACGGAUCUUCGCAAACUAUGGUAGUCGAGAAUGGGUGCCAGACGAGUGCGAGAGCAGUGCCGAGCUUAUUGUCGGGGAGAAUGGAACGCAUGGAACCAGCCCAAGAAACCCCUGAAGCCGAGGCUUCCGAAUGGGGCGAGUGGUCGGGUUGCCAAUUCGGGUCUCGAAGCGCCAGACUACGCUCCAGAACCCGCGAAUGUUACUCGGACAACUGUGACGAUCUCCAGAUGGAGGCCUGUAAAGCUGGAGAAUAU